This is a messenger RNA of Dimorphilus gyrociliatus, 2722 nucleotides long. The record is from the annotation of a GenBank genome assembly. Lineage: Eukaryota; Metazoa; Annelida; Polychaeta; Dinophilidae.
CAUGAAAAGCCUAUUUACUAUAUUGACUAUACUAACUUCAAAUCUUUCAGUUGCAACACCAACUUUCCCCCAAUAUAUAGGAUGCUUCGUAUGCGUUGGGCGUAGCUCCGGAAGCUUCCAACAUUUAUCUAAUAAAUUGAAUAAUAAUGUUAUUCGUUUAAGCGACUGCUUACAAUCUUGUGCUUUAACGGGUAAAAUUCUAGCAGCUAUAUCAUACGGACGAUAUUGCAGUUGUAUCAGUAAAAAGACGCUCGAUAACUGCCUCACAGUUAAAGACGUAGAAUGCUCUAGUCAAUGCGUGAAUAAAGAGAGGUGUGGUAGUAAAGAGAGAUACUCAAUCUACAAAUUGCUCUUGGAUAAAUUCGAUUGGGGUGAGUGGAACGUUUGGGAGGGUUGCUCUGUCGACUGUGGUGGUGGUACUGAAAUAAGGAGAAAGUCUUGUAGGAAUCCUGAUAAGUGCUCAGGAAAAGAACUGACAGAAGUUAGGGAGUGCAAUACCUUUUUUUGUCAAGCCUCGGAAAUUAUUAAUAACAAAGGAGCAAGAAAGAAAACGGAAAAGUACUUGAAUGUCUGGUCAAAAUGGAGUUCGUGGUCGGUUUGCUCUCAAUCUUGUAAUGGUAGUGAGAGAAUAAGGAAACGACACUGUUAUCGACCUCCUUGUAGGGGAUUUCAGACUGUUGUUAGAAUAUGCUCCAGGGUGAAAUGCCGUCCAGAAUUAGGGUGGUCGCAGUGGACAGCCUGGAGCAACUGUUCUUCAAAUAGUGACGUAGAAUCUAGUAAGCGUCAUAGGCAGUGUAAUUUACCUAAAUAUAUAGAUAGUCGUAAAGUAUGCAUGGGAACUAUUGAAGAAUAUAAACAAUGUUUUAAAACGAAAAAUUGCCCUAUAAACAGCUCAUUUAUUAGAGGACAUGAUAGCAUUAAAACACUACAGAGCAACAAAAGAGAUCUAAUUCAUGUCGAUCUACAUGCUACACAUAAAAGCCUAAUGAAUAAGAAAAUGCUGGACCUAAUAGCAUACCUACUUUUUAUAGCUAUCUUGUUUAUUUGUUCCUUUUUCGUUCUAUUCUCCUACGCUAAACGAUUUUUCUGUAUAAUUAACCGCUCCAGUGAGGAAGGAAAGAACCUUAAACCCAAUAAAUCUGAUUAUCGCGAAAAUCCUGAAAAUAGGGAACGAUUAUUUGCGAAUGAAGAAAUUUUAAAACAAAAAUUAGCAACAAUAGCUGAAACGACAGAUGAAGAAAGUAGUAAUAGUAAGAGUGCACUAAAUGUUAAUCAGCAGUCUUCUCGACCUAAUUCCUCUCUUCCUCCUCUUCAAGGACAAUAUUCCAUGUAUUUGGAUCCUAAUGUUGAAAGGAAUCCUCAAGAAAAUUGCUGCGAAAUCGAUAUCCAAACUGUCUCUGAUAGAUUAUUUCGUUCUACUCAACUAACGGAUAAAUCCUCUGGAAAAUGUUCUUCAUUACGAACUGAUUCUUCUCUGGAAUUAAGUUGUGAUAAAUAUAUCAAUGAGGCUGAAAGCCCGUUAAAGUAUCACCAACUCAACAACCAAUUGAAAGAAGAAAAAUUAAAGAGUAUAAAACAGAGCAGAUCAAAGGAGUUAUAUGCUAAGAGAGCCUUUGCCGAAGAAACAGACCUUGAUUAUAUAAAAGACGAAUAUGAGCCAUACUCAGCAAAUUUUUCCCGAAGAGAUGGGCCAUUUUUAAACAGGCUCUUUGCAUCCGAACAAGAUGCUGAAGGUGAAAAUCAAUCAUCUUUACUAUGUCCGUCAAAUCCAGAGCUGGACCAAACGAAUUUUAAUCGAAAAGCAUCAGCUCAACAGCAUGAAUCCCCAGCUUAUAAUAACCCGCCCCAAACUCAGAUAUACAUAAAAAACGACCAGUUAAAAGAUUCUCAAUUAAAUUUUGCGAAAAAAUAUUCUGGCAUAUAUCCAGGACUUCCUAAACUCAUAAACUUAGAUUUUACCAAUGAUAAGCAAAUUGGCAACAAGUCAAAAACUGCAAAGAUAGAUAGUAAAAUUGUUGGCUUAGAGGCCCAGAAAAAGCCUAGUAAAGAGAAUCUAGAAAAAUGUACCAGAAGAAACUUAAUAGAUUCUUCCAAAGAAAUUACUAUCCCUCAUCUUUCUUGUGAUUGGAAUAGGAAACUUAGUAUAUCUGAUAGCAGAAAUGAAUUCUUUGUCAAUCAGAGACCGGGGUUUAAAUUAAUAGAAUCAAGAAUUAAAUCAACGGGAAGAACUCUCAAAAUAAAUGAUACUAAGACACGAAAUCGUAUGACCAUUAGUACGCAAACUAAAAGAAAGCACUGGUUAGAAGAAGGAUCUAUGAAUCAAGUCUCAAGUAUAUCCAAUAGAGGAAUAGAAAAUCAAUUAAGCGUUGACACCACACCGGAUAGUUGGGAUAAUAAAUCGCUUAAUAGAGUUAAGGUUAUUCCAGUAGCAAACGGUCCUCUUCAUCAUUUGAAUUUCGAAAUUCCAGAGCAUCAAUCGAGUACAGAUUUAGCGCUAACAGAAACGUGUAAAAAUUUACAGAGCUUGACCGAACUAUUGGAAAAGGAAAUUUCCCUAAAUCGCUUGAAAGAACGUUGCGACUUAUCGACAAUCUCAAGAGAGCAUCUUGAGACAAUGAAGGCUAAAAAAGUUCAAGAGGAAAAUGGCCGUAUUCAAGAUUUUAUUGAGGAAAAGAAUUCCAUUUCUAUAGACCUAAAGAGGGAGCUGAGUGCUUUCAGAUAA